Trichechus manatus latirostris (Florida manatee) is the source of this 2199-nucleotide messenger RNA. It is a transcript of the gene ECD, whose product is annotated as ecdysoneless cell cycle regulator. NCBI's taxonomy places the organism in Eukaryota, Metazoa, Chordata, Mammalia, Sirenia, Trichechidae. The record is from RefSeq and is a predicted model, not a curated record. The coding region runs from base 209 to 2140 and encodes 643 amino acids. Gene Ontology annotation, cellular component: nucleus. The transcript has 14 exons.
CUUUCUUCUAGGGCCUCCUCUGGCCUCAGAUCCUAGGCGAGCUUUGAGACGGAGAUUGGACCAGGCUUUGGCGGCUAGUGGCGCCGCAAAACUCCGAAUUCCCCGUAGCAACUCCUGAACGGUGUUGUCACGCAGUGGGAGGAGCGGCGGAGGAAAGGUGCAUCAACAGAGAGACACCGGAGAGGGCCUAGAGCCUUCUCAAAGAAGAAUGGAGGAAAAUAUGAAGCUUGCUACAGUGGAAGACACUGUGGAAUACUGCCUGUUCCUCAUACCAAAUGAACCAAGGAACCCAGAAAAACACAAGGAGAUUCUUCUGAAGUAUAUUGAGAGAAUAAUGACCCAUUUUGCACCCAUACUGGUCCCGUAUAUCUGGCAGAAUCAACCUUUCAAUCUCAAAUACAAACCUGAGAAAGGAGACGUUCCUGCCCAUAUGUUUGGCAUGACAAAGUUUGGGGAUAACAUUGAGGAUGAAUGGUUUAUUGUCUAUGUAAUGAAACAGAUUACAGAGGAAUUCCCAGAGUUAGUAGCAAGGAUUGAAGACAAUGAUGGUGAAUUCUUGUUGAUAGAAGCGGCUGACUUUCUUCCUAAAUGGUUAGAUCCUGAUAACAGUACCAAUAGGGUAUUUUUCCACCAUGGGGAGUUGUGCAUUAUUCCAGCACCAAGGAAACCCAGAGCAAUAUCCUGGUUACCCACCACAACCCCAACAAUCCCACAAGCAUUGAAUAUAAUCUCAACACACCCAGAAAAGAUUUUGGCUUCAGAAUCUAUACGAGCUGCUGUGAAUAGGCGCAUCAGAGAGUACCCAGAAAAAAUUCAAGCCUCCCUUCAUCGAGCCCACUGCUUCCUUCCAGCUGGCAUUGCAGUAGUGCUAAAGCAGCGCCCCAGAUUGGUGGCUGCAGCAGUCCAGGCAUUUUACCUGCGGGACCCCUUUGACCUGCGAGCCUGUCGAGUUUUCAAAACAUUCUUACCUGACACACGAAUAAUGACAUCGGUCACCUUCACUAAGUGCCUGUAUGCACAGUUGGCACAACAAAGGUUUGUACCAGACCGGCGGAGUGGAUACCAGCUGCCUCCUCCAUCUCAUCCCCAGUACCGAGCCCAUGAAUUGGGCAUGAAAUUGGCUCAUGGAUUUGAGAUCUUGUGCUCCAAAAGUAGCCCACAUUUUUCUGACUCUAAGAAAUCCCUCGUUACUACUUCACCACUAUGGCCUGGCUUCCUUGACAGUCUGAAAAAGAAUGAUUACUUUAAGGGACUGAUAGAAGGCUCUGCUCAGUACCAAGAAAAGCUAGAAAUGGCAAAGAACUACUUCCAAGUCUCAGUAAACCAGCCAGAAAGCUCCCUUGCAAUGAGCCCAGGUGAAGAAAUCUUAACCUUAUUACAGACAACACCAUUUGACAUAGAAGACCUUAAGAAAGAAGAAGCUAAUCUUCCCCCCGAGGAUGAUGACCAGUGGUUAGAUCUCUCACCAGAUCAGCUGGAUCAGCUCCUGCAGGAAGCUGCUGGCAAAAAAGAGUCAGAGCUCAUUUCCAAGGGCGAAGAGCAGAACUAUGACUUAACUCAAGUCUCAGAGAGCAUGAAAGCUUUCAUAUCUAAAGUCUCAACCCACAAGGGAGCAGAACUACCUCGAGAACCUUCUGAGGCUCCAAUCACUUUUGACACAGAUGCUUUUCUUAACUAUUUUGAUAAGAUUUUAGGCCCAGGGCCUCAUGAAUCCGAUUCUGAUGAUCUGGAUGAGGAAGACUUUGAAUGUUUAGACAGUGAUGAUGACUUGGACCUUGAAACCCAAGAGCCUGGAGAAGAGGCAUCUCUGAAAGGAGCUCUUGAUAAUCUGAAGUCAUACAUGGCCCAGAUGGACCAGGAACUAGCACACACCAGCAUUGGCAAAAGUUUCACCACCCAGAAGCAAGUGGAACCUCUAUCCCAGGCUGCCGAUAACAAUUCAGAUGAGGAAGAUUCUGGUGCAGGAGAAUCUGUUAUGUCACCUGUGGAUGUAGACCUGAACCUGGUUUCAAAUAUAUUGGAAUCUUAUAGCUCUCAGGCUGGACUGGCAGGACCUGCUUCCAACCUUUUACAAAGCAUGGGAGUGCAGCUGCCUGACAAUACCGAUCACAGACCCUCAAGUAAGCCAACGAAACAUUAACCAGCACACCCAGCAUCUCUUUUUUCUUCUUAAAUAAAUAUUGAGUCUAAUUGUGUUCA